Molecule: messenger RNA, 1624 nt
Organism: Labeo rohita (rohu)
Lineage: Eukaryota; Metazoa; Chordata; Actinopteri; Cypriniformes; Cyprinidae
Gene: map1lc3a
Product: microtubule-associated protein 1 light chain 3 alpha
Exons: 4
Coding region: 137-502 (121 amino acids)
Biological process (GO): autophagosome assembly; autophagy of mitochondrion; macroautophagy
Cellular component (GO): autophagosome; cytosol; autophagosome membrane
Molecular function (GO): ubiquitin protein ligase binding
Source: RefSeq, a predicted model, not a curated record
AACUUUAGUACAUUGUCUCAGGCUGUUUUGCUUACAGUGAGUCAGGAGCUCGAAAAGGAGCGAAGUCGACCGAGAAUUCAGCUUAUAAUAACAUAUAACGCCGUUUAGUUCAUUUUUACCACAUUCAAGUCCAGUUAUGCCAUCCGACAGACCCUUCAAACAGAGACGGAGCUUUGCUGAUCGUUGCAAGGAAGUGCAGCAGAUACGAGAGCAGCAUCCUAAUAAAAUUCCGGUGAUUAUUGAGAGGUAUAAGGGAGAAAAGCAACUUCCCGUCUUGGACAAGACCAAGUUCCUCGUCCCUGACCAUGUUAACAUGAGUGAGCUGGUAAAGAUAAUAAGACGCAGACUGCAGCUCAACCCCACCCAGGCCUUUUUCCUUCUUGUCAAUCAGCACAGCAUGGUCAGCGUGUCCACCCCCAUUUCUGAGAUCUACGAACAAGAGAGAGAUGAAGAUGGCUUCCUCUACAUGGUUUACGCCUCCCAGGAGACCUUUGGUUGCUAAGCAGGCCUCUCGACCUUUGAGGGAGGGACAGACGUCAACAGGAAGCAGGUUCACCCAAAUGUACCCGUUUCUCUCGCUCCACCCUCCCUGCUCCUCCCAUACCGGUAUGAAACAAAAAUAAAACCGUUGAUUUUCUCCACGUGACACUACAGUGCAAACCACAGCACAUCUGUAAACACUAUUCAGACCCUUCGUCCCAUUUUAAACGUAGUUGUUUUUUUUUUAUUACACUGUUAAUACUUUGUAUUUGGCCCUAGUUGUUUUUUCCCUUACAUUUUAUUACUUUAAAGUCCGUUAUGUUGAAUAAGUAACACAUGUUGCUGUAAAUAGACGAGUGUUUUUUCUUCAUUUUAGGAUUAAUUUUAGAAUUUAAUUGUUUUUUCUGUCCGUUUCCUUGUAGUAAUUUGCUGUUACCAGACCUUAGGUGCUGGUGUAAGAUUAUAAAAUCUUACUUCAGAAUUAAGUGCUUAUUAAUCAGAAUGCAGCAUAAUUCCUGUCAGACUCAUUCUGUGGUUCCCAAAACAAAACUGUUCUCCAAAGGUGCAAUUAUAAAAAUUAAUUGAACUAUCUUUGGUUUCUGAAGCUAUUAUGAGCCUGUGUUUAUUUCUGGGCUCCUGUGUAAAAAUAACUCAUCAUUCACUCAUUGUAGAAUAAUAAAGAAACUGCCUGAUGGUAACUGUACUCAAAAGCCACAUUGAUCUGUACUGUACACAUGUGAGCCAGAAGAACAUCUGAGAUCUUUUGGCACACAGUAUUCUGCAGUCAGCCUCACGUAAUCGUCAGUAGAUGCGAAUAAAUUGCUUUUUUUGCACAGAAGACAAAACUAUUAGCACAUAAUUAUAUACUUUUUUUUUUCUGUCACCAUACGAGCUGUAUGCCUUCUGUUAAAUCUCAGAUGAAGGGAUUGUGAUGCACUACUUUGCAUGUUUUUUCUCAACCUUUUUUUUUUUUAUAUUGAUUUAUGCUAUAGAUUUGUUAAUUAUUUCAGAUUAAUUUAAAGCAAAAAAACCUGAAAGACUUUUUAGAUGUUUUGAAACCAAAAGAAAAAAACUGAAAUAUGUAUGUCCAUGUAUGUUUGAAAUGUUUGAAAACGUGUGUGUAUAAAUCAUUGUAUGAAAUGAU